ACACAGCCGCCUCGGUGCUUUGCUAAGCGAUCGCUCCCCGGAGCACCGCCUAUUCAUGGCUGCCGCACCAAGAAGUCGCUUUAAAAAAUGAUCUGAGCGCCACGUAGGCCAAAGAAUGGUUUUCUGCGAUCACUCAGUGCGAUUUUAGCGCUGGCGACGCAGUACGGCAUCUGCGAGGGCACCAAUCGCGGAGGGGUCCUAGUGGUCCUGGAAGCUCUUGUUUAGGAAGUUGGAGUAGACGGCGUUGAGUGCUGUCGUUUCGUUUCGUCUCGUCUCGGCGUGUGGUAUUUGAAAUGGAGGAGGAUCGAGAGCUGGAGAAGAGAGCUGUGGAUGAGCUUCUCAACGAGGCAAAGCGAGGGAGGAUCCGGGCAGAGACUAUGGGCCCUGCUGGCUGGAUGAAGUGUCCCUUAAGAGGCCCCAAUAAGAGGUUCCUCCUCAACACCCUCCGGAACACGGUCCCCCUUCGCGGGCUGUCCGAGCGGCGACCAGCAGGGGGCAGUACAGGCCACCAGUCGGCCAGGAACCAGAAGGAAGAAGAAGAAACGCCAAGAAGACGGCACUCUCGUUCAGGCAGGCACACCCAGCGCUACCACAGAGACAGGUCUCGCUCCCCCGUCAGGCAUAGCCCACCCGGCCGCCCGCAGAGCCCCAGAUCUGCCGCCAGCCCCCCUUCCUCCUGUCCUUCUCCACCCUCCAGCACCGCGGCCUUCUAGAAGACCCCCCUUCAGGGCAGCUUUGUGGGCUGAGCAGCUGCAGAUAGGGAGCUCCUUCCAAACAGACAGGCCACCUGGUUGCUAGUGAUGCCCAGAUUGACUGUAGGACAUGGACUGCUACAGCUGUGCCAAGGUGUUCCUUGUUUAACAGGUGACCUCGGUGACUUCAUAGCCUAAUUAUUCCAGUUUGUGUGUUGCUGUGUGCAAUGUUCCGUGCAUAGUUGUGCGUUUUAGUUAUUUUAAGAAAAUGAGAUGAGCGUGUGGUUGUGGUGAGUCUGGUGAAUGAGAUGCAGGGACAUGACGGAUGUGACAGAUGACUUCUCCGGGCAUCUUGGGAGAGAUCUCCUUUUGACUUCCUGGUGACGUCAACAGGACAGCCGUCAAACGGCCGUGGGGAUGUUCAGUGUGCAGUCUCUUCCGCAGUGGUCAGUCUGCAGUGUCCAGUGGUCAGUGCGCCACGUGACGUGGUGAUUGUGCUGUCCUGGCCCAGGGUGACUGUGGAAGAAGGUGACAAGUACAGGACUAAAGGUCCUUUUCUCCGUUUUAGGUUUGGUCACCAACCUUGUUUUCUGAGCCACCGUGCCAGGGGCAUGUAGUUGGAGUCCUCUUAGUGAAACUUUGCAUUCCGGGUUUUUUAAAAACUGCUGUUGCGGGAGACGAGCAGUGAAGCUGAAAAAUGCAUUGAAAAUGAAGUUAAUAGGCAAAAGAAAUGGAAACGGCAAUUAUAUAGUCACUUAGCAGGGCAUUGAGCCAUAGGUUUUUACUGGCUGCUCUGGCUUAGAAAUACAGCCUGGAUAUGUUUAUCCGUGUGUCUGUGCCUGCUUGCACUGGACUGGCAGCUUGUCCAGGGUGUCAUUCUGCUUUGUACCCUCUGCUUCCAGGAGAGACUCCAUGAAUGUUGCCACAAAUAAGCAGGUUUCUCAUGCUGGAUGAAUGGAUUCCGUUCAAAAGGUUUUCAGACAACUUACUGCUUCAUACAGAUGCCAAGUUUGAGUCACGCAGGAGGUCUCACUUUGAGAGCUCCAAGCCGGUAAAACCUCACCUUUAUGUUCUUGUUGGGAAUGCCCAAGGAAUUGGACUUUUCUGGGAAUUCAUUUUAUACUUCCACUUUAUUGCUCAAACAUCGUUCAGGGAUGUUUUGAAUGUUUCUUUUCUGAUAGUAGUGAGAUGCAUUUCCAAUCGGAGAAUGAUUUUACUGUCUGAAUAUCAAAAGAAGCUGCAUCUAUCCUCGGAUGCUUUGAUGUGGUAGUGCAGUAUCUGUAUGAAUUUAACACUGCUGAAAAUGUGAAUUAAAUAAGCAAUGUUUUAUUCAUUUUCUUUACUUUGUUUUAUUUCAUUAAGUGAUCCAUAGUAUUGGGUAACUUAAACUAUUGCACUUGUUCCCUCUUAAAACGACUGUUAAAAAUAGCUGAAUCCACUUGUCUGUGGAUUACAUAACUACUCUGUAAUAAGAGCUUUUUAAAAAAGCUUGUUGUAACAUUUCGCUGACUUCUUUAAUAAAACAAAUAGAAAAGGAA
This is a messenger RNA of Lepisosteus oculatus (spotted gar), 2230 nucleotides long. RefSeq lists its product as uncharacterized. The record is from RefSeq and is a predicted model, not a curated record. NCBI's taxonomy places the organism in Eukaryota, Metazoa, Chordata, Actinopteri, Semionotiformes, Lepisosteidae.